GAGCGGAGCCGAUGACGCUGGGCUCCCCCACGUCCCCGAAACCGGGUGCCGGCGCUCAGUUCCUGCCCGGUUUCCUGAUGGGCGACCUGCCCGCGCCCGUCACCCCGCAGCCGCGCGCCCUGAGCGGCCCUGCCGUGGGCGCCAUGGACGUGAGGUCUCCUCUGCUCGCAGGUGGCUCUCCCCCACAGCCUGUAGUCCCUACACAUAAAGAUAAAAGUGGUGCUCCACCAGUUAGAAGCAUAUAUGAUGAAUUAGCUAGUCCUGGACUUGGAUCUUCACCACUAACUUCAAGAAGAGCAGGCAGCUUUUCUCUAACCCAGAGCCCAUUGGUUGGAAACAUGCCAUCAACUCCUGGAGCAGCUUCCAGUAUGUUCAGUCCUGCAAGUAUUGGGCAGCCUAGAAAGACUACUCUGUCUCCAGCUCAACUAGAUCCUUUCUAUACUCAGGGUGAUGCCCUAACUUCAGAAGAUCAACUUGACGACACGUGGGUAACUGUAUUUGGAUUUCCCCAAGCAUCUGCCUCCUAUAUUCUUCUACAGUUUGCUCAGUAUGGAAACAUAUUAAAGCAUGUGAUGUCCAACACAGGAAAUUGGAUGCACAUUCGAUAUCAGUCUAAGCUUCAAGCCCGAAAAGCCCUAAGCAAAGAUGGAAGAAUUUUUGGUGAAUCCAUCAUGAUUGGUGUCAAACCUUGUAUAGAUAAAAGCGUGAUGGAAAACUUUGAAAGAAGCUCUGCAUCCUCAAUGUCUUCAAUUUUCACUCCACCUUCAAAAACUGUAGGCACACCAAUACAACCUGCAAAUACUACAAAGAUUUCUACAAUGAGACCUCUUGCAACAGCAUACAAAGCUUCCACUAGUGACUACCAGGUGGUUUCUGACAGACAAACGCCUAAGAAAGAUGAAAGUAUUGUAUCUAAAGCAAUGGAAUAUGUGUUCGGCUGGUAAUUGGCAACAAGAAGUAACACACUAAGUUGGUCAAGGUUGGAAAUCUGCUGCUGGCGUCAGUGGUUAGUUGUAUAACUACUAGUGUCAGUAUUUUAAUUGAUAUCUCACCUGUUAUGCCUUCAGUGAUUUCAGCAGACAUGUAGCUUGCACUUUAAAUGAUUGCAAUAUACACAUGGUUUUAAAAACUGCAUCAGUGUAAAUGGUUUUUUUUCCUGUUUGUGCUCUGAUUGCAUGAUUGUAGAAAAAAAUACAGGCACUGACUGUCCUUCUAUGAUGACUUCAUGUGAAUUGCUUCCCAGUAAAGAUGAUGGGCUACUUGCAGGAAGAACACUAUGUAUAGCAGGCUCACGGGGACUGUUCUUAAUAUAUGUGAUUUUAAUUUUCUCAUUUGGAUUCAUUGCUGUUCUAUAAUUAUCUUUGGCAUCCUGUUCUAAAUGUCAUAAUGACUUUUUAACUGUUUUAUUAAUAAAGCUAAGUAAAGUUUU
This is a messenger RNA of Meleagris gallopavo (turkey), 1429 nucleotides long. NCBI's taxonomy places the organism in Eukaryota, Metazoa, Chordata, Aves, Galliformes, Phasianidae. The record is from RefSeq and is a predicted model, not a curated record.